This is a messenger RNA of Eptesicus fuscus (big brown bat), 1444 nucleotides long. RefSeq names its product solute carrier family 35 member B4 (gene SLC35B4). The record is from RefSeq and is a predicted model, not a curated record. Lineage: Eukaryota; Metazoa; Chordata; Mammalia; Chiroptera; Vespertilionidae. Gene Ontology annotation, cellular component: endoplasmic reticulum membrane; Golgi membrane. Gene Ontology annotation, biological process: transmembrane transport. The transcript is spliced from 10 exons. The coding region runs from base 203 to 1198 and encodes 331 amino acids. Gene Ontology annotation, molecular function: UDP-N-acetylglucosamine transmembrane transporter activity; UDP-xylose transmembrane transporter activity.
AGUCUGGCUAGGACCAGAGCGCCCCCUCGAAUGAAUGGGGCCGGGGCUGACAGUGAACUACAGCUCCUCUGGCCCGGAGCGUUGGUGGCGGCGCCGGGGAAGAGCAGCGCUCCGGGAAGGGACGAUGUUCUGUGCCACCGCCGAGGUAGUGGUCUAGGCGGGCGCUUCCUCCGCGCGCUCGCUCCCCUUCCCCGCGCUGACCAUGCGCCCGCUCUUCGCGGUGGGCCUGGUGUUCGCAGGCUGCUGCAGUAACGUGAUCUUCCUGGAGCUGCUGGUCAGGAAGCAUCCAGGAUGUGGGAACAUUGUGACAUUUGCACAAUUUUUAUUUAUUGCUGUGGAAGGCUUCUUCUUUGAAGUCAGUUUCGGGAGGAAGCAGCCAGCUAUCCCAAUAAGAUACUAUGCCGUCAUGGUGACCAUGUUCUUCACUGUCAGCGUGGUGAACAACUAUGCCCUGAACCUCAACAUCGCCAUGCCCCUGCACAUGAUAUUUAGAUCUGGUUCUCUAAUUGCCAACAUGAUUCUAGGAAUUAUCAUUUUGAAGAAAAGAUACAGCAUAUUCAAAUAUGCUUCCAUUGCCCUGGUGUCUGUGGGGAUAUUUAUUUGCACUUACAUGUCAGCAAAGCAGGUGACGUCCCAGUCCAGCUUGAGUGAGAAUGAAGGAUUCCAGGCAUUUACAUGGUGGUUACUAGGUAUCGGGGCGCUGACGUUCGCGCUCCUGAUGUCCGCGAGGAUGGGCAUCUUCCAAGAGACUCUAUACAAACAAUUUGGGAAGCACUCCAAGGAGGCUUUGUUUUACAAUCAUGCCCUUCCACUGCCUGGAUUCAUCUUCUUGGCUUCUGACAUUUAUGACCAUGCAGCUCUUUUCAAUAAGUCUGAAUUAUAUGAAGUUCCGGUUGUUGGUGUGGCAAUGCCCAUCAUGUGGUUCUACCUCCUCAUGAAUGUCAUCACUCAGUACGUGUGCAUUCGGGGUGUCUUUAUUCUCACCACAGAAUGCACCUCCCUCACCGUCACACUCGUUGUGACUCUACGCAAGUUUGUGAGCCUCAUCAUCUCCAUCUUGUACUUCCAGAACCCUUUCACUGUGUGGCACUGGCUGGGCACCUUGUUUGUCUUCAUUGGGACCCUCAUGUACACAGAGGUGUGGAACAACCUGGGCAUCACCAGAAGCCAGCCUCAGAAGGAGGACAAGAAGAACUGAGGCCUGCCUGGGAGACCAGGUCUGGCUGCCAUUUCUCUUUUGUUAAUGAGAAUUACCCCCAGCACUGAACCACCACGUACCAGAGACUCCUCAGAGGAGGGCACUUCUCAGAUUUCACAUGGCUUCACAGACCAACAUGUGUGGACUCUGAACAAAAACCUCUCGACCCUGAAUUAGAAAAAAGAAUAGUUAUCUACUAUUGAACAACCAUUUGUUUACCAAAAUAUACAGUACUGUACUUGUUUA